Psylliodes chrysocephalus is the source of this 4314-nucleotide messenger RNA. NCBI's taxonomy places the organism in Eukaryota, Metazoa, Arthropoda, Insecta, Coleoptera, Chrysomelidae. The record is from the annotation of a GenBank genome assembly.
GUUUUAAAAGACUUUAAAGUAUGCAACCAGUUAUAAUUUUAGAAGUUGUUUUAGUAGUAUUUUUAUCAGUCGAGUUUAGGAAAUUGUUCCACAUUUUAAUCUCAGUUUAAUAAAUAAUACAUUAGCUAGAAAAUGAGUGCUCUCACUAAAUCUUUAACGGUUUUUCUUGGCUUAACUGCCUGUGGAGUAUCAGGCUACAUCCUUUAUCUCCUCUUCCACAAAGACGACGAGGAUGACUACAUGGAUACCUUUGCUAAAGCUUCGAAAUUUAAAACUCACGAAAUUAAAGUACCAAAAGACAUGUUACGUGCUCUUAUCGGUCGAAAUGGCAAGUGUAUUAAACAAAUCCAAGAGCAGUCAAAUACCAAGAUCAAUUUUAAAGAAGUAGAUGGAUCUGAAGAUAAGAUAUGUGUGAUAAGGGGAUGCGUGGAAGCUUGUCAUAUUGCUGAAAAUUUAAUACAGGACUUCAUCAGUAAUCAACCAGUUUUGGAAAGUGAAGACAUCUGGGUACCUACGUCAUCAGUUGGAAAAAUUAUUGGAAGAAAUGGUGACAAAGUAUCGGAAAUUAGAAGUUUAUCAGGAUCUAAAAUAACAGUUAAUGAUGAUGAAAAGGUGCUGAAUUCCAAAAGAAUAACAAUCAAAGGAACCAAAGAACAAAUAAAUGUUGCAAAAUCUCUCAUAGAUGAUAUUGUAGAACAGUCUCUACAACAGCAGAAGAGGUUAGAAGCUUCUUUGGCUAAGAGAGAACCCAGGAUUCCUCCAAAAUCUCCAGAAUUGGCAAAAACAAUUGAUAGUCCCAAAGUUGAAAGGAUGUCUCCAAUACCAGGCCAACCAGAAACACCUUUUGAGGUGUACGUUUCGGCUAUGGUUGACCCUUCAAGAUUUUGGGUACAAAUCGUUGGACCUAAAGCGACUGAAUUAGACUGUUUAGUAGAAGAGAUGACUGAAUAUUACGGCAAAAUAGAGAAUAGGAAUACUCAUUUAUUAGACGAAGUGAAAAAAGGAGAUUUAGUAGCUGCUACUUUCAUGUAUGACAAUAAAUGGUAUAGAGCUGAAGUAUUAAAUGUGAUUGAAGCAGAUGAAAGCAAUUCGAAUGAAAAACAGGCGGAGCUAUACUAUGUAGAUUAUGGUGAUACUGAUAUUUUGCCUUGCAAAGAUCUUUUUGAGUUGAGAACGGAUUUUUUGAGGCUACACUUUCAGGCUAUUGAAUGUUUUCUGGCUAGAAUUGAACCUAGUGGCGAAUCUUGGUCUGAAGCGGCCGUAGACCGUUUCGAGGAAUGGACUCAUGUGGCGCAAUGGAAAAAAUUAUCAGCCAAAAUGAACGGUUAUAGCAUACGAGAAAAGACGAGAGCGAAGCGCGAAGGUUCUCCCGUUCCGGGAGUGGAUUUAUACGAAAUCGAAGAGCACGACAUUGACAUUGCCGAAGAACUGGUUAAAGCCGGAUUGGCGGUUUUCAAAAAAGAAGUUAACUUACUAUCCGGCAGUAGAGCAACUAGUAAUAGUAAUAUUAGUGUCGCAAGUAGUUCAUAGCUAAAUUAUUUAAUCAAAUUAUUGAGUUUUGUAUAUGUUGGGGAUUGUACAUAAAGCCUGAAUCGCUAGGAAAAUAUUGUCUUCUAAGUUCAUUCGGUUCGAUUUAUUGGAGCAAAUUAGUAAAUAUUAUGCUUUUAUUUUUUGAUUAUAAACUAGAUUUAGUAGGUUAAUACAGGAUUGAGUAAAAUUGACGAAACACUAGAUUUCUGGGUUUAUUGGAAAGUAAUGAAAAAAUGAUUGAACAGAUCGAUUUUAUUUUUUAGUUACGCAUUUUUUGAUGUAUAUAUUUUUUUAACAUUAUCACUAUUCGAUAUAUGACGUAAUUGGUAGUUUUUUAAAUGGAGACCAUUUUUUUAAUAGUACCAAGUUAGAAAACAUACUUUUGAGACGACUGUCAUGAAAAAUGAUAUUUUAGGGAUUUAUUAACAUCCCUAAAGUGUCAGUUUUCUUGGCCGCAUUUACUGUAUGGUCGCUUUUUAUAAACACAGGUUUAUUAUACUUAUAGUUGGCAAUUCUUUACAAAUUUUAUUAGUUAAUGAUGGACUUUUAUUCUACCAACAAAAAUUUAAAACAAUUCUUGCAUUUAAGCCUCUUUUUAAAAACUAGAAUGUAAAAAAAAUAUAUUGGCUCUACUUAAUGAGAGUCGCCUAAAAAAUGUUUUGUUCACCUCGACCGUAUGAUCUUUUUUGGCCUAACCAGAAGUUUGGCCUUGACUACGCUAAUUUUGGAGUCGGCCAAAAAAGCUCAACGUUACUGGCUUUGUACACAAAUAACUAUUUUCGCGUAUGGGAAUCAAAUUUCGUGUUAUGUUAUGUUAUACAAAAUGUCAUUUAUUAUUCAUAACAAUGACUAAAAACAUGUUAUCCGUCCACCAUUGCUUUUAAACAUAAUUAAUCGUUGAAUUAUGAGGUCUAUUCUGUAUCAUACAGUUCUACAUGGUUGCUCGAUAAAAUCAGAAUUCUUUAAGUAAAAUUUGGGGGGUUGAACUCUUUCAAGUAGUGACUCGCACUUGAUAAAAGCACCUAGUAAUUUUACAAAGAAUAGAAAGGUCUGUUUUCUCCUUAAUUUUAUGCUCUUCAUGCCACAAAACAAUUACUUUGUUUGAUAACAUGUGGUAUUGGCUGCGUUGUCAGACCGGUCGCUGAACAAUUUUGUCAAAACUGCCUAGUUCUAAUUUUUCAAAUCCAUGAUCAUCACAACCAUUUGUUCUUGCCAUACAAACUUUUUAAGUUAUUCCCAGAUAUUUUUACUAUAGUAAAUUAUCCAUAUAUUUUCGAUUAAGAAAUAAUGUAAAUAUGGACCAUCGUUGAGGUUUGACUUUAAAACAUUCAAACUCUGUUAUAUUAAAUAGUGGAAGAUUAUUUUUUGUUUGUGCGAGUGGAAUAACAACUAACAACAUUAAAGUUUUAACUACAAGAGUUGAGAAAAAACAUUUACGACCGAUCUGACUGAACCUGACCAAUCAGUUGACUAGUCAUGACUGAUUAUGUUGGUCGGUUUUAUUUUUCGUUAAACGUUUUCAACUUGUCCUACUGCUUAUUUAACGCACCCAUAGCUUUGGAAUCAGUGCUUAAAGAAUAGGAAUUUAAUGAAUUUACAUUGAAUCAUUUCAAUUCUGUUGACAUGACAGGUGUAAGUAGGUUGCCAAAUAGAACAGUAUUCCAGGACACUUUUUACCAGGCAUCAGGCAAUUGUAAAGAGUAUAUGCGAUUAUCAAAAUUAAUCGAAAAUAAUCUAAUCAUUGAAAAUAAUCGACUAAUUCAAAAUAAUCGAUUUAUCGAAAAUAUUCUAUCAAUCGAAAAUAAUCGAUUAAUCGAAAAGAAUAGAUUAAUUGAAAAUAAUCGACUAAUCGAUUAUUUUGCCUACCAUUAGUAAAGAGUCCUAUUGCUUUUGUGUCAUUAACGUACCUAGUAUAUCUCUUCAUGAAGCCACACGUUCUGACGAAUUUGCAUACUAUGGAAUCUAUGUGGUUGUUGAAAGAAUGUUGGUAUCAAAAAUAAUGCCCUGGUCAAUAAAUGUCAACGAACUCUCUAAUACUCUGAGAUAUUGUGAAUUUUUGAUCAUGUCAUUCAGGAUUAGAAAGACGAAUAAUAAAGAAAAACAUUCUUUAUUUAAAAUAGACAAACCUAAUAUGCAUAUAAGAUAAAAAAGAUUAAAAUGUAAAUGUAAUAAAUAAAUGUAUUGGUCACGUAGUAUACAUAAUAAUUGACAAAUUUAAAAAAAUAAUGAAAAUGGCGCCAAUAACGAGAUAGUAAGCUAAAAAACUUUUGGCAGAAAGCACUGGACUCUGCAAGUGUAAAAGCUCAUUCUUCUCUUAGUCCCAGUGGCAUGAAGCCACAUUAAGAGAGAACAGAGUGAAAAGAAUUCAAUAAAUGAAUUUAACAAAAAUAACGAUGAUAAUCCCCACUAUCAACAUCUCAUUUCAAAUUUAAAAAAUGUAAUCUGGAUAGUUGCUUCUCAAAUAAACGCAAACGUAGUUGAAGCAUGUGUGUCCGAUGCGAAUAAACAAAUACUCGAGAGAUAAAAAUGCAUCAGGUGUGGUUAUUCCAAAAAAAAUAUGAUGCCUAUGGAAUAUUCAAACACAAUCCGCACUGUGCAGAGGGUGCAAACAAAAAGAUGAGACCAUCGAGCAUAUGCUUUACUAUUGCUUGACGCUCUCAUUUAUUAGAAGAUUUGUGUUUGGCGAGUAUCGGCUAACACCGGCUGAUAUAAGAGAAGCACCUCUUGGCGACGUUGUCAACUACAUUAACACGUUCACGACAUCGAGGGAUCCACAGGGGACCU